GCUCCUCCCCGCCGAGCGGCGCGGGCAGGGCGGCCGGCGCCAGGGCUCCGCGGAGCUCCGCCCGGAAGCCGCCGCCGGGGCUCGAGGUGGACGCGGCCGGCGCUCGGGCGGACUCGCGCGCUCUUUAAGUAGCCGGCCGGCGUUCUAACGUGGCGUUUCCGUUCUCUUAGUGCAGAGGCCCCCGGUCCGAUAUGGAGCAUGCCUUUACCCCGUUGGAACCCCUGCUUCCCACCGGGAAGUUGAAAUACUGCCUUGUGGUUCUGAAUCAGCCUCUGGACAAAUGUGUUCGUCAUCUCUGGAGCAAAGCCCUUGUCCGAGCCUGUGCGGACGGAGGAGCCAACCGCCUGUUCGACACGGCGGGAGGAGACAGGGACAGCUUUUUGCCUGAAUUCAUCAGUGGAGACUUUGAUUCUAUUAGACCUGAAGUUAAAGAAUAUUAUGCGGCUAAGGGAUGUGAGAUUAUUUCAACGCCUGACCAAGACCACACUGACUUCACCAAGUGCCUUGAACUGCUCCAGAAAAAGAUUGAAGAAAAAGACCUACAGGUAGAUGUAAUUGUGACCUUGGGCGGUCUCGGUGGACGUUUUGACCAGAUCAUGGCAUCUGUGAACACCCUCUUCCAAGCGACGAGCAUCACUCCCGUGCCAAUUAUCGUGAUCCAAGAGGAAUCUCUCAUCUACUUGCUCCAGGCGGGAAAGCACAGGUUGCGUGUUGACACCGGAAUGGAGGGCGACUGGUGUGGCCUUAUUCCUGUCGGACAGCCUUGCAAUCAUGUCACCACAACAGGCCUGAAGUGGAACCUGAAGAGACGCCUCCCUGAAAGUAUCAGAACAGACCCUGACCCGGGUGCAGAGGCCGCACACGCUUCCCCCUCUUGCUCUCCAAAGCUCCAGCGCCCCAGGGUGCCCCCACCGUGCUCCUCCACACUGUCAGCCAGUGCAAGAGAGCCACAGCCCUGGGCAUCCGUCUACAGAGCAGAUAAUGUGCUUGGUUUUGGAACACUGGUCAGUACUUCCAAUACCUACGACGGAUCUGGUGUCGUGACCGUGGAAACGGACCAUCCGCUCCUCUGGACCAUGGCCAUCAAAAACUGACCCGGCACCUGCCGUCCAGAGCCGUGCCUCUGACUUACCUCAUUUGCCACUGACUUCUUGCUCAACAAGAACAGCUCGCCUGGGUUUACAGAAAUUGAAACCUCUCCAUGGGAAGCCCACUAGUUUUAAAGAUACUGAGGUUUAGAUAAUCCAGGUAACAUAAAUGACAGAUCUCAGUUUUACAGUGAGGGAGAAAAAAAUCACUAUUGUGAACAAAGUAAAUAAGCUCCAUGACAUUCAGUUGGAAAACGUGGAUCAUUCCACUAUAAUGUUCAGUACUAUUGUUAUGUUAUUAAUCAUUCCAUUUAUCCUAGAAAAUUGUUUUGAAUUUUGAAGCUGACAGAGUUCUCUGCUGAAUGUUCUUGGUGUCCAACACAGCCUUCCUCUGCCCAUCCUUAGGUCCGCACACCACAGGCUACUUCUGAGUGUCUGAAUGCUAGAUUCCUUGGCACAACGUAGGAAAGAAUUCCUUUCAGACCGCGAUGUUAGAACCGCACCAUUUCCCCUGGCCUCAUUACUGCCUUGGUAUUGCCUUUUAAAAAUAAAUCAAGCAGCAUCGACCUAAUCAUUAAAUUUGAAAACAGGUGUUACGUAAGCCCCAGGUGAAGACAGAAACACGUGAAUGGUAAAUGAGAGCUCAGAAAGCCUCACGGAGGCAGUCACCCCACGCGCGGCUCCGCAGCCGGCGUGCUGCCCGUCGUCGGAGUGACGCUGAAACCUGCCCUGUGCUAACUACCACCGAGCCUGAAAAUGCUGUGCGGAGGACGCUGACGCACGACAACUCUGUUGUUUCCCACGAAAAGGCAGUGGUUCGCAGACCCCAGGUUUAUGCAGAGGACCAGGAAAGGGGCCUGACAACCUACUGGGAGACGCGAACACCGCGUCCUAAGCACCUGGGUCUGGAGGCCUGGGCCGCUGUCCCUGGAGCCGGCUGCUCCGCCCGACCGCGGAGGGGGCGGGGCCUGAGCGUCCCUCCCAUGGCCUGGGCGGAGCCUGACGCCCGCCCUCCGCCAGGCGACGGGCGCUGGACUGCCGGCUCCGCGGCUUUGCGGCUUCGUCUGUGCUUCUGCCCAGACCGCUCCCCUCGUCUCACCCUUUGCUAAACGAUUACCAAACCGAACGGCGCCAUACAAACCUUGACAUAGGUUUCCCCCCCCCCCCGCCAUGUUUUAUGUACACGCGUGCCCAGUCUGCUGCGAGGGGCCAGCAGCUCUUUCCUCCCCGGUGGAAGACAGAGUAAGAGUCAGAUUUGAAGUGAAGCACAAAGGGGAACCAGCUGAACCCGCGUGAACCCGCGUGCCUUUGCGGGCAGCUUACCUGAGAGGUCAGUUUUAGUUAUUAUGCAAAUAUAUGAUUGCAAUCGAUGUCAAAUAAAAUUAUUUAGUUACCCA
Suricata suricatta (meerkat) is the source of this 2485-nucleotide messenger RNA. RefSeq names its product thiamin pyrophosphokinase 1 (gene TPK1). The transcript is spliced from 9 exons. Bases 192 to 1094 code for a protein of 300 amino acids. The record is from RefSeq and is a predicted model, not a curated record. Gene Ontology annotation, biological process: thiamine diphosphate biosynthetic process; thiamine metabolic process. Gene Ontology annotation, molecular function: thiamine binding; ATP binding; thiamine diphosphokinase activity. Lineage: Eukaryota; Metazoa; Chordata; Mammalia; Carnivora; Herpestidae.